CUUUUGGUGAGGAGCUAUCAGAUUUCGGGAACGUCAGAGCUUCAUUUCACAGGGUCCAUGGGAAUACAGCUAUACAAAUCUAUGUCGUAUAUGUCAAGAUGAAGCUCUACAGUAUUGUUUCUGUGAUUUUGGCAGUUUGUACGCAGGCGGCCGUUGCAAACGUGGAAAAGACGAUAUUCAUAGCUCCUAGUGCCCUUACGAUUCCUCUAGACCACCCCACCUUCGAGAAUCUACACCUCCAGACUCUAUCUCCAGAGAACUCGACAAUUCGAACGCAGCUGCACUCUGAGUUCCCUUCCGAUACUUACCCUCGUGGUCCAGCAUCAUGGUUCAUCCUCAGCGACUUGACGGAGGGGCAGAGGUACGAGGUUCGCAUCUGCUGGCCAGCCACCAAACCGACUUCCUUCCAUCUCGAAACAUACGAAGUAGCUGAUGUCUUCAAAAACCCGAGCCUCAUCAUGUCUCUGGCAGAGUACUCUGAGACGCAGCAGGGCAAGCCGGAGUCAGUUGGGGAUUCGCUGAAGUCCGCCAUGCGACCAACGCACGGUGCGACCGAUCAGUCAUUAUUGCUCUUGAGCAUCUCUACUGCGGCAGACUAUUAUACCACGGAUGCCUAUCUGAUGAAGAACCCGUCGCCGGUAUUCGUCGACAUCAUCCUGGACCCGUUCAUACUCAAUGUGUUCCCGCGAUCGCUUGUUCCGACAGCAGGAUACAUCACGAUUGUUGCCAUUGGAAGCUUCUUCGUGGCGCGGUUUAUGAGCAGGUUUCUGGCGAGGGUUGCGAAGACGGGUGGUCAGAAAAAGGAUCAAUAAGCUAUUUAAUUGCACUGUCUACGAAUAUACCGAGGCUGAGAAGAGGGGAGGGAAUAGCAUAAGGCGGAAGAGCCAUCAAGGGAUACGUCGGGUCGCUCAUUUUCCGAGGGAUAGUCAAGGGCAGUCGAUACCAGGUCAUAAUACCGGUUGAAUAAUUCAGGCCAUUCCACACUCAAUACCAUUCGAGGGGGGAUAUCUCUACAUCUUCAGCAGCAACCGAGAACAUUACGCCCGGCCCCAAUACCAACCAACCAUCUCCCAAACCACCACGCACAGCUCCAGAAUAGCUCUCAUUCUCACCCAGCAUCAAUCACUCCUUCCACCCACACUACCAACCUCCAUCAGGCUAUUGUGCCCAGCCUAUAACUGAGAGGGGAAAGACGGCAUUAUGCUGACCCGACGUAAGGGGUUUCACCACGUCUCAACCCCACCACGGAACCACGACUCCUGAUCGACUUAUACCCAAGGAUUUUCAAAUAUAGCGGAUUAUUUUGUUAUCACAGAUUCUCUAGUUAACAAAAAUUGUAUAUCAACGAG
This is a messenger RNA of Pseudogymnoascus verrucosus, 1349 nucleotides long. RefSeq lists its product as uncharacterized. The transcript is spliced from 2 exons. Gene Ontology annotation, molecular function: mannosyltransferase activity. Gene Ontology annotation, cellular component: mannosyltransferase complex; endoplasmic reticulum membrane. The record is from RefSeq and is a predicted model, not a curated record. NCBI's taxonomy places the organism in Eukaryota, Fungi, Ascomycota, Leotiomycetes, Thelebolales, Thelebolaceae. Gene Ontology annotation, biological process: GPI anchor biosynthetic process. Bases 99 to 812 code for a protein of 237 amino acids.